AUGUCUUCGCUUUCGGCUCAAGUUCUAGUAGAAACCCCCAGAAAGGCUCGGAGGAGAACGACCAACCUGGCACUGGCUGAAUAUGACAAGGCUGGGAACCUGAGAGCCAAGUUUAUUGAGUCGGCUCCGGCUCCCGGAUCUACACGAGUUGACAUCCUGCUUCCCACGACAAGAAAGAAGCCCUGGAGGAGGAUACUGGACAUCUUCUUGCCCGAUGGCUAUCCUCACAGCGUUACGGAUGACUAUGCUGCAUACCAGAUCUAUGAUUCUUUCCAGGCCUUCGCCGGCACAAUUGCCGGAAUGAUUUCUUCACGUGCGGUGUGGGAAGGUAUGGGUGUGGGUGACUCUAUGGCAUCGCCUACAGGCGCGAUGAUGAUCCAGGUGAUUCGAGAAUCAAUGGGAAGAUUCGGGACCAUCGCCUUUGCUCACUUGAUGGGAACCUCGAUAGAGGCUGAGUGCAAGGCUUACCGCAUGGCAUCUGAUGUGCUGUGUAGUAUCGCCUUCGUCCUCGACUGUCUUUCGCCACUUUUUCCAACAAACGUGAGAUUCUUGGUCCUAUGCUUUUCCAGCAUCCUAUUCUCGGCAAGCGGUGUAGCGGGAAAUGCAUCUAAGAGUAGUCUGAGCGGUCAUUUUGCCAAGUGGAACAAUUUGGGCGAGCUGAAUGCUAAAGACGCUAGCCAAGAGACCGCGAUAUCCCUGAUGGGGAUGCUUACUGGCACUAUCGUAGUGUCGUUGUUAACGACUCCCACGGCUACAUGGACAACGCUUUUCGUCCUGAUUGCCAUCUACCUCUUCCUUAACUGGAAGGGCGUCAGGGCAGUCAAGUCCCGCUCACUGAACCGACAACGAGCAAACAUUGCUUUUUCUGCGCUGCUCUCUAGAGAUGAGGUUCUCACUCCUGGUGACAUCGCCGAAAGGGAGUUCAUCUUUGAGAGACGCGGUGGCGAAGUCUUUAGAUGGGACACUGAGGCUAUAUUGGGACAUUGCAAGUUUGGCGUUCCACUCGAGACUAUGCUACACAGUCUGGCGAACGGCCACCAGACCAUGAGGUCCUUUCAGCUACCAACAGUUGAUAUGUCUACACUCAUGGAGCUUUUUGAAGACCAGCAGUACCUUCUGUGGUGUCAAGUCUCCGACACGCCAUCUUUCGAUGCAGCGUCCAAGAUAAAGGUGUUGGUGGUGCUGAAGACUGGUGUUUCCGCCAAGUCCCAACUGAAAGCCUGGUUCCACGGUCUUUUACUAGUUCAAAGAUUGAGCUGCUUGGAAACAUCUAGGUUGGAAAAAGCCCGUCUCGGCCAGCAUAUUAUGCUAGAACACAUCGAGGCCUCCUUGAGAAUUGCCAACGAGAGGUACGAGGGAUAUGUGAAAAGGCUUUCGACGGCGGGCUGGAACAUGGAGGUUGCCGUGCUUGAGACCCGUUCCGGCUGCCGCAUAAUGCUAGAAACGGACGAUAAUAUGCUCCAUUGA
Molecule: messenger RNA, 1467 nt
Organism: Colletotrichum truncatum
Lineage: Eukaryota; Fungi; Ascomycota; Sordariomycetes; Glomerellales; Glomerellaceae
Product: DUF647 domain-containing protein
Source: RefSeq, a predicted model, not a curated record